AUGAUUGAGGUUCCCGAUAGAUCCAUUCGCAUCUGCGCAGACAGAGGAGGGACGUUUUGUGAUGUUCAUGCAUCGUAUCCUGACCCAGGCAAUCCAAACGAGCGGAAAGACAUCAUUGUCAAACUUUUGUCACAGGACACAGCCAACUACAGCGACGCACCAACGGAGGGUAUCCGCAGGGUGCUUGAAAUCGUAACGGGAGAGACGAUUCCCCGUGGGUCUGUGCUUGACACUAGCAAGAUUGAUUACAUUCGUUUGUCGACAACAGUGGCGACAAAUGCGCUGCUGGAGCGCAAGGGACAUCGUCAUGCGUUGCUUAUUACGAAGGGAUUCAAGGACCUUCUGCUCAUCGGGAAUCAGUCACGUCCACGUAUCUUCGACUUGAACAUUCGCCGCCCGAGUCCUUUGUACUCUGAAGUCAUUGAGGUUGACGAGCGUGUAACUCUUGUUGGGUACACAUCGGAUCCUAAGUCAGAGGAGAACGCUAUUCGGUGGGAUGAUGAUGGGUCGUCCAUUCAAAGAGGCUAUAGGGGUCCUGGAUGGGAUGGGGAGGGUAAUGCUGAAGGUCCAGGAGAUAUUGUUCGAGGGAUCUCAGGAGAAGCAGUGAGGAUCCUGAAGAGACCAGACUUGGACCUUGUGAGACACGACCUACAACGAUUGUACGACACUGGAUAUCGCUCUCUUGCGAUCGUCCUUGUUCAUUCUUAUACUUUCCCCGAGCAUGAAAUACAGAUCGGCAAGCUUGCACGAGAGGUUGGGUUCACGCAGAUCUCGGAAUCCUCGCAGUUGCUGCCCAUGAUCAAGAUGGUCCCUCGCGGUGUAUCGUCCACAGCGGAUGCAUAUCUCACCCCUAUCUUGCGAGAGUAUCUAGACGGAUUCUUUCACGGUUUCGACGCAAAGUUGAAGGACGGACGGAUAAAGAGUCCUCGUGUGGAAUUCAUGGGUAGCGACGGGGGACUUUUAGACCUCAAUAACUUCUCUGGCUGGGACGCAGACAGGAAAUAUCCUAUCAUUGGCCUUGAUGUAGGUGGGACAUCAACUGAUGUAUCUCGCUUUGACGGCCGCUACGAAGUGGUUUACGAGACGACAACUGCCGGAGUCACUAUUCAGUCUCCACAGUUGGACAUCAACACUGUCGCAGCUGGUGGUGGUUCUUGCUUGACCUUCCGAAACGGCUUGUUUCUCGCAGGACCCGAAAGCGCUGGUGCACAACCAGGUCCUGCCUGUUACAGGAAAGGCGGUCCGCUGGCGGUCACAGACGCCAACUUGCUUCUAGGCCGCCUCAUCCCAGAUUAUUUCCCUAAAAUAUUCGGACAAUCAGAGAAGGAGCCUCUAGACUCAGAAGCAUCACGCGUGGCCUUUGAGAAGGUCGCUAAGGAGAUCAACGAACGUCAUGAAAUAAACCUUGAUUUGGAUGAGAUUGUAUACGGGUUUAUCAAAGUCGCCAACGAGACGAUGUGUAGACCCAUCCGUGCACUAACGGAGGCACGAGGAUACUCGACUGGAAAACACGUAUUGGCAAGCUUCGGUGGUGCUGGUGGUCAACACGCCUGCGAGAUUGCAAGUUUGCUUGGCAUAAAGACCAUCCUCAUCCAUCGAUACAGCUCCAUUUUGUCUGCAUAUGGAUUGGCUUUAGCAGACCGCGCAUACGAACUUCAAGAGCCCUCAUCAGCGUUCUACUCUGCGCAGACACGCCGGAACCUGAUCGUCCGUCUUGAUAAGCUUACCAAUGACGUCAAGGCCGAGCUCAAACACCAGGGGUUUGAAGGUGACCGGGUGAAGGUUGAGCGAAUGUUGAACAUGCGGUUUGAGGGCACUGACACUGCCCUCAUGGUUCUCCCUAAUGAGAAUGACGGUGAUGGUACCGAGGACUUUGAGGCAGCGUUCAGGCGCGUGUACAAGGCAGAGUUUGGUUUCUUGCUUGAUACCAAAAGCAUUAUCGUAGAUGACGUGAAGGUUCGUGGCAUCGGGAAGACCUUCGACCACCUCGGGGAGUCCGUCUAUUCGGAGAUAGAACAGCUUGAGAAGCAUCCUGUCACACGUGGUCGAGCAGACUCAACGUAUAGCGUGUACUUCGAUAAAGUUGGCCGAGUGGCCGAUACUCCUGUGUUCCUCCUGGAUAGCCUAGGCGUGGGCGAUGAAGUCACGGGUCCUGCAAUGAUCAUUGAUAACACGCAGACUAUAGUCAUCGUACCAGGUGCACAUGCUGUUCUCACUAGCAAACACUUGUAUAUCACACUCGGAGGAUGAGUAGUAAUAACUGGGACACGGUAGUCUAUGGCACAACUGGCAGCUGUGAAUUCAUGAGUCCGUGGUAUUGUGGUUUGUAUACUAAAGAUAGCUACCUAUACCGCCACAGUACGUCACAACUAUUUUCAUGUCGAUAGAGUCGGAUAGACCGGCAUUUUUUUCAUUUUACCGCUUCUCUUGUACGUGAGGCUGUAUAAACAGGGUCCCCCUUUUUACGAUGCUGUUCGGAUGGAACAAGGGCAAAAUACCCCAACUGUACUACUAAGGUCUAGUUGUACACACCCAGAUUUCUCACUCGCUGUAUCAAAUGAGUCUAAGUAUAUGGUGUUAACUCGCCUCACGAACAAGCUACCGAGCAUGCUACAGGGUGAAGU
This is a messenger RNA of Suillus discolor, 2624 nucleotides long. Its product is annotated as Hydantoinase/oxoprolinase-domain-containing protein. The coding region runs from base 1 to 2250 and encodes 749 amino acids. The record is from RefSeq and is a predicted model, not a curated record. Gene Ontology annotation, molecular function: 5-oxoprolinase (ATP-hydrolyzing) activity. Gene Ontology annotation, biological process: glutathione metabolic process. Lineage: Eukaryota; Fungi; Basidiomycota; Agaricomycetes; Boletales; Suillaceae. Gene Ontology annotation, cellular component: cytosol. The transcript has 12 exons.